Suillus plorans is the source of this 566-nucleotide messenger RNA. RefSeq names its product Skp1 family, dimerization domain-containing protein. Gene Ontology annotation, biological process: mitotic cell cycle; SCF-dependent proteasomal ubiquitin-dependent protein catabolic process. Bases 81 to 566 code for a protein of 161 amino acids. Gene Ontology annotation, cellular component: nucleus; cytoplasm. The transcript has 6 exons. Gene Ontology annotation, molecular function: cullin family protein binding. The record is from RefSeq and is a predicted model, not a curated record. NCBI's taxonomy places the organism in Eukaryota, Fungi, Basidiomycota, Agaricomycetes, Boletales, Suillaceae.
CUUGCAAGUCCCCAAUAUUGUCACAAGUCCUACAAGCUUCUUUGCUACCACAGUCACCACUUCACUACUUCUAUAUCAACAUGGUUCAUCUCGUCACUUCCGAUAAUGUGGAGUUCGUAGUCGACAAGGAGGUUGUCGAGCGCAGUGUUCUCAUUAAGAACAUGCUUGAAGAUGUUGGAGAGACCGAUCAAUCUAUACCCUUGGCUAACGUUUCCUCUGCCGUACUGAGGAAGGUCAUAGAGUACUGCGAACACCACAGGGGUGAACCCUUGCCUAGCGCAGACGCCGACCAGAAUCAGGAUGAGACCCGCAAGCGGACAACCGAUAUCAGCGAAUGGGACCAGAAGUUCAUAACUGUUGACCAAGAGAUGUUGUUCGAGAUCAUCCUCGCUGCAAAUUACCUCGAUAUCAAGUCGCUGCUCGAUGUCGGAUGCAAAACGGUUGCUAACAUGAUCAAGGGAAAGACCCCUGACGAAAUUCGUCGUCUCUUUAACAUCGUCAAUGACUUCACUCCGGAGGAGGAGGCGCAAAUCAAAAAGGAGAACGAAUGGGCAGAAGACCGAUGA